AUGGAGUCGUUCAAGGAGUUUACAGAGAACCAUGUCUCCCUCCAAUCCGGUGACGCUACCCAGGACCAGGGCCAGGAUGGAGAACAACAUGUCAACGGCGACUCGCAGCACAACUCCCAACAUACGUCUAGCCAGCAGACUCAGGAGGGUAAUUCCAAACAUAUGGAGCCCAUCAAAGUUGACAGCAUUGAAUCCGAAGACAGUGAGAGGCAGGUCCCUCAAAUGUAUCCUCUACUCUCGAAUAACCCGCCGGAAUCACCACGGCUAGGGCCUGGACACAGAGAGUCCGACGAUGAAGAGGAGCUCAAUCUAUCCAGAUCCUUCAAUCGAACCACGAGCCAAUCCCCCACAGCACUCCAGCGUAAUCGAGGAGCUUUGGUAGGGAAGGUAGGAGACGAGGGCGUGGUCAAAAUGCACAAGUUCACCCUGCACGAAACGGCAACCUACUAUUACAUUGUCGGCUCAGAUCUGUUGGACUCGGCUUUCCGGAUCUUGAAGAUCGACAGAACCUCAGCACCAGGCGAGUUGAACGUCAUUGAAGAUGACAUUGUCUACACGAAGAAGGAGACGCAGCAGAUUCUCAACGCCAUUGACGAGGGCAAUCGGGCAACGGGAGGUCUCAAACUGAAAACCAGCUUUUGGGGUUUACUCGGAUUUAUCCGCUUCACCGCCCACUACUACAUGCUUUAUGUGACGAAAAGAAGCCAGGUGGCCAUGAUUGGCGGACACUAUAUCUAUCAGAUCGACAAGACAGAACUCAUGCCGUUGGUGAUGGCGGGAUCCAGUAGGGUGAAAACGGACAGGCACCUCGAAGAAGCUCGAUUCGUUGGCAUUCUGAACAACCUGGACCUGUCGAGGUCUUUCUAUUUCAGCUACUCGUACGACGUGACACGAACGUUGCAGCACAACAUCAUGCGUGAGCGUCAAGCACUGCAAGAUGGUCUUGCUGAGCCUCGGGAGGCCGACCACAACGACAUGUUUGUAUGGAACCAUCACCUCCUCAAACCUGCAAAGGGAGUCCUGCGAAAGCCUUUUGACUGGUGUCUGUCGAUUGUGCAUGGCUACGUCGACCAAAGUGCACUGUCGGUGUAUUGGGGAAGGGUGGUCUACGUGACAAUCAUCGCACGUCGAUCGAGGUUUUUCGCCGGCGCUCGCUUUCUGAAGCGUGGCGCGAACGACCUUGGAUACGUGGCCAACGAUGUCGAGACAGAACAGAUCGUCUCGGAGAUGUUGAUGACCUCAUUCCAUGCGCCAGGACCGGUCCUCUUUGCGAACAACAGGUAUACCUCGUAUGUUCAACAUCGAGGCAGCAUCCCUCUUCAUUGGACUCAGGAUAACACCGGCGUCUCACCGAAGCCCGACAUCCAUCUUAACGUGGUGGACCCGUUCUUCAGUGCGGCAGCUCUGCAUUUCGACAAUCUUUUCAAACGAUAUGGCACACCCAUCUAUGUUCUCAAUCUUGUCAAGUCUCGCGAGCGCACUCCGAGAGAGUCCAAGCUGCUCAAAGAAUACACUGUGGCCGUGAAAUACCUCAAUCAGUUCCUGCCCAUGGACAAACAAAUCCUCUACCACGCGUGGGAUAUGAGUCGCGCGUCUAAGAGUCGUGAUCAAGACGUCAUCGGCAGUCUCGAGGCGAUAGCUGAAGACAUUCUUCCCAGCACGGGAUUCUUCCAGAACGGCAACGACGAAGAAUCAGGACUGAAGCUUCAAAACGGCGUGGCGAGAACAAACUGCAUCGAUUGCCUGGAUCGAACCAACGCGGCCCAAUUCGUCAUCGCAAAGAAGGCGCUCGGUUAUCAAUUACAGGCUCUGGGGGUGAUCGAGCACCCCUCUGUCGAAUACGAUUCUGACGCCGUCAAUCUGUUCACGCACAUGUGGCACGACCAUGGCGACACCAUUGCCAUCCAGUAUGGUGGCUCGCACCUCGUCAACACGAUGGCCACCUACCGCAAGAUCAACCAGUGGACCAGCCACUCCCGGGACAUGGUUGAGAGCUUCAAGCGCUACUACACCAAUUCAUUCAUGGACGCGCAGAGACAGGAAGCAUACAACCUGUUCCUAGGGAACUAUGUCUUCGUCCAAGGCCAACCUAUGCUGUGGGACCUGACGACGGAUUACUACCUACAUCACUCCGACCCUCGAUCCAUGUUCGGGAAACGCCGACCCAGCUACCGACAAUGGUACACGCCCGAAUACCUCGAGUCGCCUACGAUGCCGCCGUCCAUCUGGCCGCGGGAGUUCCGCACCCGACCAUUGGGCUACUUUGACGAUUUCUGGGUGGAAUACUAUCGGCCGUUAGCGGUGUCAUCGUUCAAGAAGCUGUUCUCUUUCAAAAUGCACUCGAACCUGCGAUACAUCCCCCUCAGCUCGACGAUGGCGGGCAAGUACGACCUGUCUCCGUUCAAGGUGCGUACGGCGAACGAAAGUGACGGUGAGGGCCACGACAAAGGCCCCACGACGCGUAAGGGCGUCAAGAUCGUCGCGCCGUCUGAUGACACGUCGGCAGUCCGGGCGGCAGACGGCGGUUCAGCCGGGACAUCGGCCCUAGAGCCGACUCUCAUCUCCACGCCCAAACCCAAACCCAACACGCUGGGCCCGUGGCUCGACGCCCAGCAGCAGCUGCAGAACACGCUCCGGCGACGACAGUACACGGGGAUCAUCAAGGAGCCGUCGUUCGAAGUGCAGUCGGCCGGGGUGCCCAAGAUCCCCAAGCUGCCGACGGCGACGACGAGUGAGCUGACCAACGUGUCGCUGGUGGCAGGCCCGCCGACGAAAGAAGAACUGGCCCUGCAGGCCUUCACCUCGCUGAUCUCCAAGUCGCUCGACCCACAGGUCCGCCAGGCCGGCGAGUACCAGCGCUACGUGGCGCACCCGUCCACCAUCCCGCUGGUCGUGUCGUCCGACAUCGACUACUCGGCCGCCCCGCUCGACUUUCUCGAGUAUCUGAGCAAGACCACCAGCGACCCGGCCGAGCACAAGGUGCUGCGCCACUACGACGACGAACGCGGCGCCGUCAGCUUGACCCUGGAAGAGCGCGCCGAAGCCAGUCUCGACGAGUACGCCGAGUACAUUGUCAGCGGCGCCGUCGAGAACCCCCUCACCGUGUCCGAGGAGGACGGCGCCAAGAAGAGGUACAAGGCCUACCGGAAGUGGUUGAAGGGCAAGAGUCUGUUCAAGCAGCGCCCGGAUGUCGGCGAGAACACGGAUGCUGUUUGA
Messenger RNA from Capronia epimyces CBS 606.96, 3216 nucleotides. RefSeq lists its product as uncharacterized. The coding region runs from base 1 to 3216 and encodes 1071 amino acids. The record is from RefSeq and is a predicted model, not a curated record. The transcript has a single exon. Gene Ontology annotation, cellular component: intracellular membrane-bounded organelle. Gene Ontology annotation, biological process: phosphatidylinositol dephosphorylation. Gene Ontology annotation, molecular function: phosphatidylinositol-3,5-bisphosphate 5-phosphatase activity. NCBI's taxonomy places the organism in Eukaryota, Fungi, Ascomycota, Eurotiomycetes, Chaetothyriales, Herpotrichiellaceae.